This is a messenger RNA of Macrosiphum euphorbiae (potato aphid), 297 nucleotides long. NCBI's taxonomy places the organism in Eukaryota, Metazoa, Arthropoda, Insecta, Hemiptera, Aphididae. The record is from the annotation of a GenBank genome assembly.
AUGAGGGUGCACUCUACGGGUCCGGGGACUGCGACUUCCCACAAACGGGUGCAUCGGCUGAGCAGCCGGAUCGCCGGAGGGCACGUUGGUUCCGCCGAUCGUCACGGCCGGGCGCCCGCCAGCGGACCGCCCGCGCUGCCGUCUUCUGCCACGUGGGUGGAACGAUGGUGGAGCGAGUGCUUCGUUUGUCGGGGGCCGGGCGCGGUGCCGGUCGGUCGGAAUGAGGGUGCACUCUACGGAUCCGGGGACCGCAUGGGCUUGCAUCGGUCAUCGGCGAUGCGCUUCGCCUACGGGUAA